Benincasa hispida (wax gourd) is the source of this 3009-nucleotide messenger RNA. RefSeq names its product protein DETOXIFICATION 43. Gene Ontology annotation, cellular component: membrane. Lineage: Eukaryota; Viridiplantae; Streptophyta; Magnoliopsida; Cucurbitales; Cucurbitaceae. The record is from RefSeq and is a predicted model, not a curated record. Gene Ontology annotation, molecular function: antiporter activity; xenobiotic transmembrane transporter activity; citrate transmembrane transporter activity. Gene Ontology annotation, biological process: transmembrane transport.
AGACCUUCAGGUGGAAAAAAAAACAAAAAUAAAAACAAACAAAACAAACUGUCAUGAGAGCAUAUGUUCAAAGUAGACAAUAUCAUCAUAUCAUAAUUAAUAUGUGUAGAGGAGUCAAUUGCCCUUAACAGGAACAUGCCCAAAUGUAGUUAUGUGGAUGAAACUAUUUAGAUGAAAAACAAAUUAUUUGCAAGUCUUCAAUCUAGCUCCCUCCCUGGAAAUAGUUUAAUAACAAAAGACUAAAAGUUGAAUAUCUCUCCAGCUGAAUGAAUCACAGUCCUCUGUACAAUUCUAACACACCUAAUUAUGAUCAUUCAUUUUUCUUUGUUGGGAAAACUUGCAAAACAGAUUUCAUUUUUGAAAUAUUAAGGAAGACAGUAAUGAAGAUUGGAGUGAAUUAUGAAAAAGUCUUCCAAUAUACUUAUAGCUAAAUUAUCAUUUUAGCCUCAAUUUUUUCUCUUUCUCACUAAUCCAAUGUUAUGUUAUACCCACUUAACUCAUAAAAAGUGGGUCACAGGAACAAAGAGGUGUAUCUAUAUAUAUAUAUAUAUAUAACAGACGUGGGGUAUUGGAAAUCCUAUGUAGAACGCACUAAUCAAAAGCAUACAAAUUGAUAUUAAAUAAAAACUAGGACGCUACCUACUAAUUGAAGUCACUUCAUUCUUUUAUGCACACUUGUUUCUAGAGAGAGAGAGAUUUAUGCUCAAAAAUUUCCCCAGCCUCAUCUUUAUAAGAUUAAAGGUAUUAUGGUACCAUAUAUGUUAGAUAAAAUACAAAAUAGACCCAUAGAAAAUGAAUCACAUAAAAAAAAAUGCAUGAAUGUAAUGUGCAUUAUACUUUAGUCUAAGCUUUUCCUCGAUUGUAAAUGGUGACAUAUCCACCAUAGUCAAAGAAACCAUUUAAUUCACAAUGACGAUUGAAUAGCUCCCAUUAUCAAAAGCCAUUUCUCUCUUUAAAGGUGGUAUAAAAGGAGGGCAAGCUGUUUGUUUUAGUGUACGAAACAAAGGGAAGUUGGUAAGGAAGAAGAGCUUUGCUAAGUCAGAGGACUCGAAACAAAGACCACUUCAGUACUACAACACUGGCAGAUCAGAACCAGAACCAAAAUCUUAGUCCGACCACACAAGGGGGAAUCAAGUUGAAGAUGCCUGUUAAUGUUUUCUUCAAAGACGCAAGACGUGUUUUCAAGUUUGAUGCAAUUGGUCGAGAGAUACUGGGAAUUGCACUGCCUGCUGCUCUAGCUGUUGCAGCUGAUCCUAUAGCUUCCCUUAUAGACACUGCUUUUGUUGGCCAUAUCGGACCUGUGGAACUUGCUGCAGUUGGAGUAUCCAUUGCUAUAUUCAAUCAAGCCUCAAGGAUUACCAUAUUCCCACUUGUCAGCAUUACGACUUCUUUCGUCGCUGAGGAAGAUACAAUUGGCAAGGCUGCCAACAAAGCAGCAAAAGUUGACACACAGAAGUGCUUGGCUGAUGAUAAUUCAGUGAAAGUUUCUGUGCCUGAAGAUCGUGAUCAACUUGAAAACGAUGAAAAACUUGCAGCGAAACAAGAUCAUGUCAACUUGAAUCAUGAGCCAACAAGGAGUAAUAUCACCAUAGAAAAAGGAGGAAAAGAAAACAAACAAAGCUCUUCAACGAAAAUGGGAACAAAGGAACCGGUUCCAGAUAAUGGUGCUCUUCAAGAUCCGGAAAAAGAUUUGAGUACAAAUGUACUUAAGUCUACCUCUGCCAAGUCCAAAAGGAAAGAGAAGAAGCAAAUUGCAUCAGCAUCCACAGCUCUGAUAUUUGGGACAAUUUUGGGUCUAAUGCAAGCCAUAUUCCUUGUGUUUGGAGCCAAAUCUUUGCUGAAUCUAAUGGGAGUAAAAGAUAAUUCACCCAUGUUUGCCCCUGCUCACAAGUACUUAACAUUAAGAUCACUUGGUGCUCCUGCUGUUCUUCUGUCAUUGGCCAUGCAAGGGAUCUUUAGAGGCUUCAAGGAUACAAGGACUCCUCUUUACAUUAUUGUGGCCGGAUAUACUGUAAACAUCAUACUGGACCCCAUUUUCAUCUUUGUGUGCCGAUGGGGUGUCAAAGGUGCAGCUGCUGCUCAUGUUCUCUCUCAGUACUUUAUUGUGAUCAUUCUCUUCUGGAGACUGAUGCAGAAAGUCAAUCUCAUGCCUCCAAGUCUUAAAGAUUUGCAAUUUGGUCGAUUUCUUAAAAAUGGAGGUCUGUUGCUGGCAAGAGUUGUAGCAGUGACCUUCUGUGUGACUCUAGCAGCAUCACUAGCUGCAAGGUUAGGCCCAACACCUAUGGCUGCAUUCCAGACUUGCUUGCAAGUGUGGAUGACAUCCUCUUUAUUGUCUGAUGGUUUAGCAGUAGCUGGACAGGCGAUUCUAGCCAGUGCAUUUGCAGAGAAAGACUACGAAAAGACAACAGCAACAGCUACCAGGGUAUUGCAGAUGAGUUUUAUUCUGGGUGUUGGACUCGCUAUUGUCGUCGGAAUCGGAAUGUUCUUCGGAGCAGGAAUCUUUUCAAGAGACAUUCAUGUGCAGAACCUCAUACAUUUAGGAAUUCCGUUCAUUGCAGCUACACAGCCAAUAAACUCAUUGGCGUUUGUUUUCGACGGAGUGAACUUUGGAGCUUCUGAUUUUGCUUAUUCCGCAUACUCAUUGGUUUUGGUGGCGAUUGCGAGCGUUAUAUCUCUGUUUCUUCUCUCCAAAAGCAAGGGCUUCAUUGGGAUUUGGAUUGCUUUGACAAUCUAUAUGUUUCUGCGUACUUUUGUUGGCGUCUGGAGGAUGGGCACAGGGACAGGACCUUGGCGUUACCUGAGGACCCAAAGGCUACCUUAAAGCAGACUCCAUUGAUUUUUCAGCUUCAAAAUCAAACUCACUCUUAUAAAAAUUCCCACUCUAUCACUUUAUAUUUUAUACUUAAAAUGGAGUUACUUUUUGUUAGUUUCUUCUAUUUUGUAUAAUUAUCAUGGUUGGACUUGCAAACUAUAUAUGUUGUUUUCUUCUUUUUGGUUUGAUAUUAAUAA